Biomphalaria glabrata is the source of this 8590-nucleotide messenger RNA. RefSeq lists its product as uncharacterized. Gene Ontology annotation, molecular function: nucleic acid binding; zinc ion binding. The record is from RefSeq and is a predicted model, not a curated record. NCBI's taxonomy places the organism in Eukaryota, Metazoa, Mollusca, Gastropoda, Planorbidae. The coding region runs from base 2385 to 3635 and encodes 416 amino acids. The transcript is spliced from 5 exons.
UGCAGGAAACACUUUCCAUCCAUCCAUCCCAAUGGCACUACAGCCCAUGGAGGGCUUUAGCUGGCUUCAACACAUCCCUCCAUUCAGAUCUCUCCUUAGCCUUUUAUCUCCGUCACUAUCUGUGGGUCUUCAUACAAUUGAUAUAUCUCAUGCACAUACAACUCAAUUUACUUCUAUUGGCUGGAAAUAUUUAAAGCAUGACAGUGGCAUAGGUAAAUUACCAAAUAGUGGAUCUUAUGUUGGAUUGAUCAACCCUGAUGAACUGACCUGACCAUUGUAAUUGAAACCAUAACUCAUGACCACUCUAUCUGUAUAGGUCCUGGUAUACCCUGGGAUGAUGUUCACCCACAACUUUUAACUUGAAAUCUUAAAGGAAGUUUUGCUAAACUAACAAGCAUGAAUGUCUGGUACAGUAAGAUAGGGUUAAUGGUCAACCUGACAUUAUGGUUCAUUCAUUGGGACAGCUAAUGUUUGUGUCUGAUCAAGCAGUUCUCAAGUUAGGGCUUGAUGAAGUCUACAAACUGACCAUUAUAUCUACUGGACAAAAAAGGAUCUUAUAUGUAUAUUUUAAACCUGGUCAAUGCCUAUUUCUCCACUAUUGUCGACAUCUUGAGAUUUAGCACGGCGUGACAUCACCAUCGGCAGAAACCGAAGACGGCUGAUACAUUUGUGUGGGUGAAAAACUCAAGGCUUCGCUCGAAGACAGCUGAUACAUUUGUGUGGGUGUAAAAUUCAAGGCGUCGCCUGAAGACAGAUGAUACAUCGUUUCCACGUGAGCGCUCGUCACCAACUUUUGACACGCUCUUGCAUUGUCGAGGUUUCACCUUACAUUGCUAUACAGAAGGUCCUCCAUUUAGACCUCUGUUCACUUAUGGUCAUUCUAAUUUUUCAGAGACUUUACAUAUUUGGAUUAUCUAAGCUGAAGUUCUCCACUUAAGUACUGUUGGAUUAUUUAUACGAAUGUUCAAGUACUUUUGGAUUAUUGAUCUUUGACGUUGAAGUUGGACUAACUUGUACCUAUUGGCGCUCUCCUAGUCAUCGUUGUACGCCGAAGAAAUAACACAUGCCUGCAUUACUACACUUACAUUUUGGAUUAUCUUAUUGGAUUAUUUGGAUUACCUGUUGGACUUGUGUUAAUUGUAAAGGUCAAGAGGAAAUAUUUUUUGACAUUACUUGAGCAUUUGAGCCAUCUUAUGGCAUAUGACUGGAUUAUUUUACUACUACUUUGAUGCUCACAUUGAUGUGUAUUCUCAAUCGGAUUACUUAGUUACCUUACCCAUGGAUUAUUAUUGAACUACUCAAGCUGUAUUUGUAUUUGACAAGCUACAAGAGAGGAUUAAUCUAGAUCAGUCUACAAAAGAAAGUCUGUAAGUUAUAAUUAAGGAUUGAAUAUAUUCAUAUGAUUAAUAAAGUACAUUGAUUUUGCUGUGGUAUAGCAGUAAUUGAAGUUGAUUAUAUAUAGAGUUAGUGAUUGAUAACUCUUGGAACCAUAUUAAAUUGAUUUUCAUUUUUUAUAUUUGUUACCUUAAAGGGCGGUCGGCGUGGGUCUGUCUUAUGUUUUGAGACUGAAUUGGCACAAUUUAUUUGUUCCGUUCCAUUUCACUUCAUCUGAUAGGGAUCUUUAGGGAUUUUCUUGUUGUUCUCCUAGUCCUAAUAAGGUCCGAGUAGACCAGCCUUGUUCGGUAGGGACUUCUAGAUCAUUUGGAAAUUUUUUGUUUAGUGGUAUCUAUAGUUUUGUUUGUACAAUCGUAGUGUGAUUUCUCUUUGUAUUCAUAUUGUUUGUUUGUGUAAGUCUUGUAUUUACAUAUCUGUGAUUCUCUUGUCAAAGUCUUCUAUUUAUUGAUUUCUUUUAAAGCAGACUGUAUUGUUAUCUAUAUUGUUUUUGUGUUCGUCACCUAUACUUUAAUUUAUCUCUUUAUUCUCUCAUUAAUUAAUUUUUUUUUCAUUUUUUCACUGCACAUAUAACAUGUUACAAAGAUAUAUUUGAAGUAAUAAUAUUGUGUACAUAUAUACUAUCACUUGAAUUAGAGCCUUAUUUUUUGAGCUCUUGUACUUAUUUUGUAUUGACACAUUUCUCGUACUCUGAUUAUUUUGUUGGUACAUUUUGACGCAACACUUAUUACUAUUGACUCAUUUGUACAUUGUAUUUGGCACACAUUGAUUACAAACUCAACACAUUUAUUGGCCAUCUAUUAUUUAAAUAUCAAAUAUACAUGCAAAGUGAGACAUUAUUAUUUGUAUUUUGAUAACUAAGCACUCACUACACAGUUAAUACUACAUACAGAUUGGAAUCCUAUAUAUUUGUUGACUUUAUACACGUUGAAGAUUAUUUAAUAUUUAUUGACAUUAUACACACUUGAAGCCUAAACCCAUACCUAUCAACAAUGUCUACCUAUGAUAAAAUCUUGGAGUUGGCCAGAGAAAUGGAAUUGAAGGGUGAAAAGAAAAGAGAAUUUAUCGAAAGAGAAUUGGAUGAAUUAAAGAAGAAAGAACGUGAAGUAGCGGAACGAGAUGAACGAGCGGCAGAAAGAGCGCAUCAGAAAGAAAUAAAAGAAAUAGAGGGAAAAGUUGAGUUAGCUAAACUGGAAGCUGCAAAAGUGAAUCCGAACAUAUUACAACCACUGACACAGCAAGCCAAACCAUACGUCUCGAAGUUCCAUAAGUUCAAUGAGAAAAACGAAACUCUUGAAAACUACAUUGUGCAAUUUGAGCACAUAGCCUCAACGUAUGACAUGUCUCCUAGAGAUAUGGCCAAGCACCUACUCGCCAAUCUUGCAGGUGAACCGCUGAACAUAAUAGCCACCCUGACACCUGAACAAAAGACUGACUACAAGGCUGUGAAAAACAGACUCCUCGAACACUUUGGCAAAUCCGAGGACCACUACAGAAAACUCUUUCGAGACAUCAGAUUGCAAAAGAACGGUGAUUACAACAGAAUUAUUUUUGAAAUUAAGCAAAAUAUCUUAAAGUGGCUUGAACUCUCCAACUGUGAUAUGAUGAGACCAGACCAAAUCAUUGAUAUGUUCUUAAUUGACAGUGUACUAUUGAAUGUUACAGACAACAUUUUCACUUUCCUGAAAGAGAAGAAAAUUAAAAAUGAAACAGAACUCAUAACUAACCUGAAUUUAUUCAAAGACAGCCAUCCCAAUCACACCAUCGACAGAAGAGACCAUCAAAUAGCUGCCACCAUUAACACUGAUUCAAGUAAAUUCAAAUACAGCAGCAACAAUAAAACCUGCUUUAACUGCGGCAUAAAGGGUCACAUAAAGAGCCAAUGUAGAUCAAUCAACAGAAGCACUUUCCAGUAUCAAAGUGGCACAUAUCGAGACAAUAAAUAUGACAACAGAAGAAACAGCAGAGCAACCCAAAGUUACAGCCCUAAUGAUAGAAGAAGGCAAUACAACACCAACAACGAUAAUUACAAUUCCAGAACUAUCAAAGAAGACAGCAAUACAAUACCAACAACUUUCAGAACUAUCACAGACAAUCCAGACGUGAUGGCUACGAACGAAACAGAUACAACAGAAAUACUUCAAACAGAUGGCAAAGUAACAGCAACAAUAGAAUCCAUAGACGCCCUAGCAGUUAUGACAACUCAGCCGCAACCAUCGACACUCACGAACACGAACAUGUAGCAUUCAUGAACUCAACUCCAGAAAAUAAUUCCUAUCCAUUACUUACAAACCGGCUGGACAACGCAUCACGAAACAGUAACAUUAGAACUGGAAACACACAUGACACUAGUAGUUAGCAAGCUAGACAUAGGGCAGCACAACAUACAAUUUUGUUUAUUAUACAAUAGGAUACAACACCAUCACAAAAUCAUUAAAUAUCAGUAAUAUAACUAAACAAUGACAUUGUUCACAUAAGUCAACAACUAAAAAUAUCACACUAUUUUACAUAACACUAGCACCGUUAAGGACUCAUUAGCCAGUACAAGUGUAAUUCAUUGAAUCUGUUGAUGCCAUAUUCUACAUAUAACUUUGAUUGUAUUUGUACACAUGACACUUCAAAAGGUCAUAUGUGCCCAAUUUUUGCAUAUGUGUAAAUUAUUUUUCCAAGAGUCCAUUUGAACAGAACGCAGUCAUAUUAAAACCUGAUUAUGUGACACUAUUUAUUGAAAUGUAUUUUUCAUUUUUUCAAAUGUACAUAACCUUUGUAAAUUGUAUAGAUAUGACUGUGACAUUGAUCUUCACUGAUGAAUUUAUUUUUUCCCACAUAUCAGUUUUGAAGACUAUUUGAGCUUAAUUCAAGGCUUGAAACGAUACACUUGAUGAUAUGUAAUGCAAACAAUGAUUUUUUGAAAAGAAUAUUGUAUUUAAUUAGUGAGAUCUAUUUGAGCAUUACUGAUGGCUUGAAAAAUAAUUGAUACUGUGUAAUGCAAACUGAAUCUUUGAAUAGAAGAUUGUACUUAAUAUGAGAAGUAUUGGAGCAUUAUUGAUGGCUCAUGAAGUAAUAUAUAUAAUGUGUGAUGUAAUCGCUGAUUUUUUGAGGAGAAGAUUGUAUUUAAUAUGAGAAAAUUAUUUGAGCAUUAUUGAUGGCUCGUGAAGCAAUACAUUUGAUGUGUGUCGUAGACACUGACUUUUUGAGAAGAUUGUAUUUAAUAUGAGAAAAUUAUUGGAGCAUUAUUGAUGGCUCGUGAAGUAAUAUAUUUGAUGAUGUGUGAUGUAGACACUGAUAUUUUUUGAGGAGAAAAUUGUAUUUAAUGACAAAACUUUUGGAGCAUUAUUGAUGGCUCAAGCAGUAUAUUUUAUAUUAUGUGAUGAUAACACUAAUUUUGAGAAGAAUAUUGUAUGGAUAUGAGAAAACUAUCGAAGCAUGAUUAAUGGCUCGAAGUAAUAUACUAAUAUACGGAUGGCUGCCUGGUCGUGCGGUUUGCGCGCUUGACUGUCGUUCAGAUUUAUCGAUGGUCCCGGGUUCAAACCCUGCCCGCUCCCAUCCCCCGUCGUCCUGCGGGAGGUUUGGACUAGGAAGUAAUUAUCUUCAACUCUGAAGGAACAUCCGAAACAUGUAAAACAUUUUUUUUUAAAACUUGAUUUUUGAAAGAACAUUGUACUUGAUUCAUGAAGACUAUUGGAGCACUAUUAAUGGCUCAAAGUAAUAUAUUUGAUUUUUGAAUAGAACAUUGUAUUUGAGUGAUGAAGACUAUUAGAGCACUAUUAAUGGCUCGAAGUAACAUAUUUGAUGUUACAUAACGUGAAAAGCUGAUUCAUUUUUUCGAGAGAAGAUUGUAACUUACACUUAUGUUAAAAGAACUUGUGCUCACAGUAAGACAUAUGAGCCAAAUGAAUAUCAUGAUAACGACCUUGAUGCUUUAAUAUGCUUAUGACUUUGAUGAUUUAAAUAUGUUCCUCAUAAAUCAUCAUUAAAGAAUAUAUUUUCUUGACUUUCAUGAUUUAGUAGCAUUGUCAAAACAUUGCCAUUAUUUUUGUACAUAAACCAUUGAGACAACAUAAAUAUUUAUUAUAGAUACAUUUGACUUGCAUUGAUUUAUUUUAAAGAACAUUGUCAAUAUCUUUUCAUUUGACCAUGUAACCAUUGUCAAUAUUUUUCAUUUGAUUAUGUAACCUGAUGGGAUAAACUAAGUAUAUUUGUAUACGAGCAUUUUUCAUGGCUGCUCAUUCCUUUGUAAAAUUAAUAUUGAAAGCAUUCUUUUGAUAAAUUGAGAAUUUACUUUGAAAUUUUGUGUAAAGAAACACUUGCCUUUUGAGUAAUGUUGACAACUAUGAGUAUUGUCUACACAGACAAAUAUUUUUUCAAAUAUUGUAAGGUCAAAUGAGACCAUAUAUAAGUCUCAUCAAAUUUUUUGAUGGCAUGAUAAGACAUGUGCCCGAGAUUAUAGCACACAUUGUACAUUUGUAUGGAUUAUUUCUCUCUCAAAAGAUGUGACUAUACAUAUAAUAGUAUUAUUACUUAAAUUUCAAAAGAUUUUUACAAAAUCUUUUUUUUUUUAGGGAAAGGGCGUAAUGUCACAGUCUUAGUUGACAUUGCAUGAUCUAAAGUUCACAUCAUGUUAAUAGUUUAAAAGACAUGUGGAAUUCCUAAUGUAGAAAACAGGAAGUAGAAUGAAUAAAGUUGACUUUGAAGUCAGUCAGUCAGUCAAGUAAAGCAGACAAGUGAAGUCAAGUUAGAAGUCAAGUGUUAUUCUUUGGACCGAGUGGUCAAGUAUAUUUUAGUCCGGGAUGGACAGUAGCGACUUAGAAAAGUCUGUAGUAAUUUCAGUUAGAAAGUAACUUGUGGGCAGUUGUUGCCAGUGGUCUUUUGAGACAUGUAUUAGUUAAUCUAUAUUUCUACACAGUGUUGCCCGCUGAGAUGCGGACAUGAUUUGUUGUUAACGUAUUGGAUACUUUUGAUACCGCUGUUAUGCGGAUAGGAUUAUUAUUUCUUGACUUGUAGCACUAACAAGGAGUGCAGUAUAUUAUUAUUAUUAUAGUAAAAUAAACUUCAUGUUGUCUGCUGAACGGACUUGAGUCAGUCGUAUAGUGUUUGUCUUGUCACGUGUCUAGAGUACUUCAGGAAGUAAGAACUCAAUAUUACACCAUUCAACGUUCAUUGACAGACCCCCUCCCUCCCAACCAUUUCCUCUGCCUUAUCUUGAUGACUUUGACUUUAAUUAGACAUUAAGCUUUCCAUGUGCUGAAAUUUAGCAUUGUAGAACGGGAAAUAAAUUGUCUAUGACAGUUCAAAGUGUGUAUACAUUUUUUUUGACGCACCCUGUAAAUAUAUUGUAUUCAGUGUGAUUUUUUUAUUUUACCAUUUUCUAAUAUUAGUUUGUUAGCUCAAUAACUAUUAACCUUUUAGAAUGUUAUCUUUUGUAAUGUUAAGACUAGAAAACGAUCUCAAAAUUAUAUUUAGGACGAUGAUUACAAUUACUUAGUCAAUUACUUAGAUAAAAUAAUUAUAAAACAAAAGUUAUAUAAAGACAUAAUUAUACAAUGUUUAUGUUUUGUAUGUUCAUAAAAAUGUGUAUAGCAGUGUUAUGGAGUGUGUGUGUGUGGGUGUUUCCAAGGUAACGUUGAGAAAUUAGCGAUUGGUUGGCGGAUAUGCAGUGAGGAUGGUGAAAUUACAAAAAUGGUCUAGUGUAAUGCAAAUUACCCAGGGAUCUGAAACUGUACAGACAGGUUUUUUGUAGUGAGUUAGAUUUUGUUUAAAAUACUUAAAAUACCAUUUUAUAUUAUUGCUACUAGAUUUAUUUCAUUUCAUCUAGGUUAGUAUUAGGGUUAGUGUUAUGUUGUAAUAAAAGUUAUAUUUAGUUUUGUUUCAUAAAAAGAAGUUUUUUCAAGUUUCACAAUUAAAUAUAUAUAUAUAUAUAUCCAAGCAGUAGUUCUCACCAAACUUUCAUACACUGGCAGAACUACCUUAAAAAAAUGUUCUGCUGGAGGCUGGUGUGGGUAGUAUAGAAGAAAUACUUAUUCAACAGCUGUGAUGGGUUGGAAAAUUAUCCCACAUGGGGGGCGACUGCAUGCCAAAUGGUAUCUUCAAGGAUGGCGUAACGGGGUGCUCCUGUAAGCACUAUAAAGAUUAACUCAGGCACCUUUUUGCCAUAGAGGAAAGUAGGUUGUAAUAGGGUUUAUAAAAACACUGCACUCAUCUUUUAUCUUCAGCAUCAUUAUUAUUAUUAAACCAUUACUCAAAUUUUGCUUUGUUAUUUUGCCAUGUAGCGAUUUAAUGCUGCUGGGGUGAUCAAUGCUUAAAAAAAUAAAAAUAUGCUGUGUUUUUACUUUGGCCCAGCGGUGGCUCCCACAUUUAUGUCUUUUGUAUUUUUCUAUACCAGUUCUGUUACUAUGCAAAUGCAAAAAAAAAAAUGCAAGUUGUUGCACUAUUGAUAUUUUUUAUACUAAUUUUUUUAUUUAUAUUAUUAAUUAUUUAUUAUUAUCUAAGCAUCUGUUUGUAUUUGAGCUGGGUAAUGAAUAUAGAUUCUUAAAUUUAAUUGUUGUUUGUUGCUUUACUCACUUUUAAACUGUGACCAUGUAAAUUUUGUCUAGAUGGAGAAUGGUAAUGUCUUAGUGUUAAUGAUUAGAUUGAGAAUGUUAAUGUCUUAGUGUCAAUAAUAACAGUGAGAAUGGUAAUGUCUUAGUGUCAAUGAUAACAGUGAGAAUGGUAAUGUCUUAGUGUUAUUGAUUAGAUUGAUAAUGGUAAUGUCUUAGUGUCAAUGAUUACAUUGAGAAUAGUAAUGUCUUAGUGCCAAUGAUUACAUUGAGAAUAGUAAUGUCUUAGUGCCAAUGAUAACACUGAGACAAUCAUUAGAUUGAGGAUGGUAAUGUCUUAGUGUCAAUGGUGUAACACUAUGAUUAGAGUGAGAUGCAUGAGAUGAUUUCAGUUCACGUGAAAAUGGGUCUUACACAUUGUCGAGCAAAGAGGUACCAUUUUUGAUUACAUGACCACGAUUUUUUAGUAAGUUAGCGCCAUGAUGUAUCAAGAGACGUAGGUGUCUCUGUUUUAUGAAAUUGGAUUAAAUAAUAUGAGUACCUAAUUGGAGAUAUUUCUAUGGAUGUAGUUUGUAUUUGAUGUGAAAUAAUUCAUGAUAUUUUAUGGCUGAGAUUGCCUACUUUAUGAACUAUUAUUUGAUGUAAUAAAUAUUUGUCUGCCA